CUGGAGUCAUUGUCCAGACCCAACUCAGGUUUCUACAGUACUGACUACCGUUCCAGACGAUGCAGGUGUUCGUGGUGUUCCUGGUUGCCGUGGUCACCGCUGUGGCUUCAGCCUCCUCGUUCUUGAAGGACCCCGCGCUGGAGGACCCCUGGCAGGAGUGGAAGGGGCUGCACGGGAAGCAGUAUUCAGAGGAGGAGACUGAGAGCUACAGGAGGAUGGUUUGGGAAGAAAACUGGCGUUUCAUUGAGCAGCACAACCAGGAGUACGCCGCAGGGAAACACUCCUACAAGCUGGGGAUGAACCACUUUGGAGAUCUGACUGACCAGGAGUUCAAUAAGAUGAAUGGUUUCCGCCCGGAUCCUGCCCUGAGGAAGCGCCCUGUGUUUAACUCGACUGGCAGCCCCAUGGAUCCAACAUCGAUUGACUGGCGAGACAAAGGUUACGUUACCCAUGUGAAGGACCAGGGGGAUACAUGUGAAUCCUGCUGGGCCUUUUCUGCUACGGGGGCCCUUGAGGGACAAUAUUUUAAGAAGACAGGCCAGCUGGUGUCACUGAGCGAACAGAACCUGGUGGACUGCUCCAAAAAGUAUGGGAACAAUGGCUGUAAUAAAGGAUACAUGAACGCAUCCUUUGAGUACGUCAAGGAUAACGGGAUUGCCUCUGAGGAAAGCUACCCCUACCAUGCCAAGGAUGAACCGUGCAACAACAAUGCUCUUAAAGUAGCCAGCUGUUUAGGCUAUAUUACAGUGAACAAGAAUGAACAAGCUCUACAAGAUGCUGUGGCCGGGAUUGGACCUGUCUCUGUGGCUGUCGAUGCUUCGCACCGUUCCUUCAAGUUCUACAAGUCCGGUAUCUACUAUGAGCCCAAAUGCACAAGGAAUGCUAACCACGCAGUCCUGGUUGUGGGGUAUGGCUAUUCCGAAGGGAAAAAAUUCUGGAUUUUGAAAAACAGCUACGGAAAACAAUGGGGAAAAAGUGGAUAUAUGCGGCUGGCAAAGAAUAAAGACAACCACUGUGGGAUAGCUGACCAUGGUGUAUUUCCUGUCGUCUGAUACCGGACUGUGAAGCAAACUAAAGGCAAUGUUGUUGAAGCUCAUACCCUGGGAUCCUUCAAG
Polyodon spathula (Mississippi paddlefish) is the source of this 1115-nucleotide messenger RNA. Its product is annotated as procathepsin L-like. Lineage: Eukaryota; Metazoa; Chordata; Actinopteri; Acipenseriformes; Polyodontidae. The transcript has 9 exons. The record is from RefSeq and is a predicted model, not a curated record. Gene Ontology annotation, molecular function: cysteine-type endopeptidase activity. Gene Ontology annotation, cellular component: lysosome. Bases 60 to 1052 code for a protein of 330 amino acids. Gene Ontology annotation, biological process: immune response.